Molecule: messenger RNA, 1353 nt
Organism: Paraphaeosphaeria sporulosa
Lineage: Eukaryota; Fungi; Ascomycota; Dothideomycetes; Pleosporales; Didymosphaeriaceae
Exons: 2
Coding region: 1-1353 (450 amino acids)
Molecular function (GO): protein binding
Source: RefSeq, a predicted model, not a curated record
AUGGAUUGGGCUGGACCUAGACUACGCGAGUACGAAGACCGGCCACUCAAUGCCGACGCUGAAGAGAUCCGUCUCAUUCGCCUGCUUCCUGGGGACUUCAACGAUGAUUUAGAAGUGAAGAUCUUCCACGCGCUAUUUGUCGAGCCAGAACCUGCAAAGGAUACUCGACUCGGCUUGGAUGAGAUCCGAAAGACACUACCGCAUCCUUGGACGGUUUGGGAGACGAAGGAAGGAAGAUAUAUCUACUCUAAUGAUUCUGAAAACGUUUCAAAAUGGACGCAUCCUGAUCCAAAAUUAGACGAGGAGCUGUUCGGAAAUGGGAAGUCCUUCGAGAUGUAUCCUAAUUUCGAGCCAAGAUAUGAAUCGCUAUCGUAUGUGUGGGGGACAGAGGAAGCCAAAUCAAAAGUUCAUGUCGUUCAUGACAGUCUUAUGGACGUUCCGAGUCUAAUCUACGUGAGGUCAAAUCUCUAUAAUGCUCUAAAGUACCUCCGAGAUCCCCUCAUGGAAAGAGUCCUUUGGGUCGACGCUAUCUGCGUCAAUCAAGCAGAUGUUCGCGAACGCAACCGUGAAGUCGCAAAUAUGGCUCGAAUUUACACCUUCGCUUCGCGCACCAUCAUCUGGCUUGGUCUGGAGGACGAGUCUGGUGCAAGCAAGCGAGCAUUCGAAAUCCUUGGCUUCAUCGGUGAACAAUUUGAAACGACCACUGAAAGAGGCAUAUUCGUCACACCAGGAUUUAAGAACCGCAGCGCAUCCGACACCGCGUUUCCAUCUGCUUACGUGCACCCGCGGUCAUUAUUAUCCGUCACGUGUGAUAGAACAGAACAAGUCGGACCCAUCUACUCUAAUGCAGAUUGGGAGGCUAUCGAGAUCCUUACUCGUUCCUGGUGGGACAGGCUGUGGAUAUGGCAGGAAGCUAGACUUGGCUACCGAAAAGCCAUCGUGCAAUGCGGACCUGGUACGAUCCCCUGGUCUUCUCUAGCGCAUUCCACCGCUGCAUUUUCUCUCAGUGGAAAUCUUAUAUUCGGUGCCUCGUUCAAUGCUUCGCUUGUGGCUCAACGUAGACAUUUAUUUGCCGGGGGCAAGUGGGAAGACGACAUCGAGCAUCUAUUGGUGGGCACGCAGAAGGCCCAGUAUACGGACGAACAUGAUCGCAUAUAUGCAUUCCUUGGUCUUGUUUCACCUAGAUUCAGAGCCAAUAUCGCGAUUGACUAUUCCCGGAACGUAUUUGAUCUCUUUUACGACACUUGCGUAGCCAUGAUCAAUGCGUCCGGCGGUGUAUUUUUUUCUCCGCUUUUGCAACUGGGACCACGAUAUGCCACAAAACAAACCAACGUGGGUCCCCGAUUGGAAUGA